AACACACAGAGGGGACCGGAAAGACUUGUCCGUCGAAAGAGGCGGCCUAGCGGAGCGGAAGUGUCCGAAGCGAAACGACAGUUCCCGAAUCGCGGGCGGAGAAUCCCGAGCGGGCCCGAAGCGGGUGUCGGAGGUCACUUCAGAGCUCCGAAGCCGCCUCCGGAAGCUUCCGAACACCCCCGAAGCUCUGGGGAGGGCAGGCAGCGGCGCCACACAAGAUGGCGGACGGGGAGGAGGUGACUCUGGACGGGAGGCCACUCCAGGCGCUGAGGGUGGCCGACCUGAAGGCGGCUUUGGAGCAGCGCGGCCUGGGGAAGAGAGGGAAGAAGAGCGCGUUGAUCAAGCGCCUCCGCGGGGCCCUGAUGCUUGAAAACCUCCAUAAGCAGUCGACGCCCCACAGCACCUUCCAGCCCAACUCCCAGGUGAGAGCUGUGAGCUACCCGCUGAACGUAGACGAACUGCAGGGGGCGCAGGAAACCGCUCCUUUCUCCUCUCCUCUUUCGCCAGCUCAGCGGAAGACCUCGGACUUUCAGGCUCCACGGAAUUGCCAGAUGUCCUGCAGAGCCCUGAUAUCCGCUGACAGCAAAUUCCACCACUUAGGAGCCAGGACCAAACGAGGCAUGUGGGUAGCAGAGGCGAGGCCUUCUCCGUGGUGGCUCCCCAGCUGUGAAGAGCCCCCUGUCUUACAAGCUGCCUGCUGUAGCAGCAGCAAGGGGUGCGUCGUGUCCUGGGAGAGAGAAGAGUCUGACGAAGAGGGGGCCCGAAAACAAGAGCAGCACCCUUCCCGGGCUAGACAGACCAGAGCCAUUAAGGCUCCCAGAGGAGGCCACGGCCUGGGCAGCGAAGAGCGGGAGACCUCUCUUAGGAGUCGGAGGGCUGUCCAACGGGUGCCCGUGAAGGAGGAGGAGGAAGAGGAGGAAGAAGAGGAGGAGGAAGAAGAAGAGGAGGAGGAGGAGGAAGAGGACGAUGAGGAGGAGGAAGAGGAAGAAGAGGACUCUGCCCCUCUGCCGAAGGGGCAAGCCAAGCCAGAAAGGGCAGCUCUGCCGGAGAGGGGUUUGGCCCAGGCUUCAACCCCUACUGCUCCAGCGACUCAGCUAAAACAGGCACCAGUUGCUCCAGCGGCUCAGCUGAAACAGGCACCGGUUGCUCCAGCGGCUCAGCUAAAACAGGCACCGGUUGCUCCAGCGGCUCAGCUAAAACAGGUACCGGUUGCUCCAGCGGCUCAGCUGAAACAGGCACCGGUUGCUCCAGCAGCUCAGCUGAAACAGGCACCGGUUGCUCCAGCGACUCAGCUAAAACAGGCACCGGUUGUACCAGUGGCUCAGCUAAAACAGGCUCAGACCCCUGAGGCCCAGGGCUGUGAAAUGGCCGUGCUGCUCCUCCCCGUCUCCAAGAGUCCAAAGGAGAGGCAGCUCGAUCCCGUGGUGCCAGAAUGCAGGGAAGAGGAGCAGGCCGCGGUCGCCCAAGAUCGCCAGGAGGGGAAAGAGGGCCCCGGGGUGCCAGCAGAAAAGGAACCCAUCGAAGCCAUAAAACCGGAGGCCGCCUCCCAGCCGCCGGAAGUCCAAGAAGAGAGACCAGCAGAAGAAGUUGUGCAGGAGGAGGAGGAGCACGGGGUGGCCGAGAUCUGUGAAACACCACUGGAGGCAGCAGUGGCAGGCCUGGCAGAGCAGAGCACUUCUCCGCCGCAGCGCCACCUGGAGGUGGAGGAGCCCAUAAGGCUGGAAGACCAGGAGGAAGCGGCAGAGGCCCUGAGAACGCUGGAGGAGGCAGCGGCGGCGGCGGCAGCCCUGGUCCACGCAUCCCCCUCGCCCCCGCAGCUGAUGGAAGCACAACACUCCCAGCAAGACCACCCUGCGGAUGAGCCCCCUCCUCCUCUCUUGACCUUGGAAGCCCCGGCUGCAUCCAGCCCGGUGGAAGACGAAGCCCCUCCGCAGCUUUCCCGGCCGUCGCCCCCCUCUCAGGAACCCCCAGCUGCAGCCAGCUCCGGCAUCCCGGAGAGCCGGGCCGGCCACUCACCCUCUCCCUUGCCGCUCCCGCAGCCCCAUCACGAGAGGCUGGGAGGCGACAGCUCCUCCCGCUCCUCGUCUUCUUCUGCCUCCAGCUCCUCCCGAUCCCGCUCUCGCUCCCGAGGGAGUUCACAGCCCCGCUCCCGCACCAGAAGACCCCGCUCCGGCUCCUCCGAGUCGUCCCCGAGGAAACGCAGGGCCGUGAGAUCCCGGUCCCGCUCCGGCUCGGACCAACACACGAGCUCCGGCUCCAGGUCUCGGUCCCGUUCCAGCAGUGAGAGCAGCAGGAAGUCCCGCAGCCCCGAAGCUUCGAGGGACAGCGCCAGCUACCCUCCCACCAAAGAGUCCUCCCCGCCAGGGGAGUGCCCCCCAGCUCGCCAGGAUGUGUCGUCAAGUCCCAGGGAAGAGGGAAGGACAACUCCUUCCCUGCUUGCGGACCCUCAGAGACACCCCAGCCAUGUCCAGAAGCAGCAGCACGAAGCGGAGUCGGAGAGCACCGUCCCGGAGCGAGACCUAUCGGAGCCCCCCUUCCCUGUGGAGGCUCCGGGGCUAGACACCAGGGGUCCUGUCUCACUGCCACAGCAUCCACCUGAGCGGCAGCACAGCAGACGCGAGGCCCGGGGGGUGGCUUUGCCUUUGCGGCGGCCGCACCGGUUGGAUCCCCGCCUGCCCUCCCUCUUUAUGCCGGGGCUGGGGGAAGCGACGCAGCCCCUGCUGCUGGGGGUGGGGGGGGGGUGGCCGGGUCCCCCUCCCUCCCCCGUCCUCCCGGGGGCUGCUGGGAAGGCGGCGGCAAGAUGGCUCCGGCGCCCGCCCGCUCCUCCGGUGCUCCGCUGCUGCUGCUGCCGCCGCCGCCGCCUCUGCUGCGCCCGCCGCCGCCCCCCCUGCCCGGGCUCGCGUCGCUGCGGCGCCUGCUGGACUAGAGGCGGAGCCGGCCCGGCCAUGCUGCUUUCCGAGAGCAAGGCAGGCGAGGAGAAGCAAGAGGCACCCAUGGAGCAGUCGGAGCCCCGACCAGAGAACGAGGCCCCCGAGCCGGGCUCCGACGAUCACCCUUCUGCUGAGACCGGCGGCCCCGACGCGGUCCCCGAAGACGAGGAGAAGAAAGAGGGUUCAGCCCAGCCGAAAGCCUUCAAGAGAAAGAUUUCUGUUGUCUCGUCAACAGUGGCCAAGGGAACUCCCGCCACAAACAGCGAUGCAGAGGGGAGCCAGCUGGGAGGCCGGAAACGCCGCUGGGGGUCCAGCACAGCUGCCACGCAGAAGAAACCUUCCAUCAGCAUCACCACAGAGUCCCUCAAGAGCCUGAUCCCCGAGAUCAAGCCUCCGGCCGGGGGCCAAGAAGUGGUGGUAGACCUUCACGCCGACGACUCCCGCAUCUCGGAAGAUGAAGCCGAGAGGCACGCGGAGGAGCCGGCCCACGAGAAGGCCCUCAAGAUCUGCCGCACCGUGACCCAGGUGGUGCCAGCUGAGGGCCAGGAGAAUGGUCAAGGAGAGGAGGAGGAAGAGGAGGAGAAGGCCCGCGAGGAAGAGCUGCCAGAGGCCCCUCCUGCCGUUGCUGUGGAGGCGGUCCUGCCGCCGCCUGUCGAACAUGAAGUGAAGAAAGUCACACUAAGCGACACGCUGACCAGGAGGUCCAUCAGCCAACAGCGCUCGGGCGUCUCGAUCACCAUCGACGACCCUGUCCGCACGGCCCAGGUCCCCUCUCCUCCACGCGGUAAGGUCACCAACAUCGUCCACAUCUGCAACUUGGUGAGACCCUUCACUCUAGGGCAGCUGAAAGAGUUGCUAGGUCGGACAGGUACCUUGGUAGAGGAAGCCUUCUGGAUCGACAAAAUCAAAUCCCAUUGCUACGUCACGUACUCCACAGUGGACGAAGCCCUCGCGACACGCAAUGCCCUGCACGGCGUCAAGUGGCCACAGUCGAAUCCCAAGUUCUUAUCAGCUGACUUUGCGGAACAAGAUGAGCUGGACUUCCACCGGGGCCUGCUCCCCGAGCGUCCCGUAGAAGCCAAGGCAGACGAAUCGUUAGCCCUCCCGGGAGUCGGCCCUGCCACCCGAGGAGAGCGGGAGAUGUCCCGGCGCUCGGAAGCACGGGAGCGGGAGGCGGCCGUGCGGGAGCAGUGGGCCGAACGGGAGCGCGAGAUGGAGCGCCGGGAGCGGACGCGGGCGGAGAGGGAGUGGGACCGCGACAAGGUGCGGGAGGGCCCACGCUCCCGCUCCCGCUCCCGAGAGAGGCGCCGCAAGGAGCGGCCCAAGUCAAAGGAGAAGAAAGCGGAGAAGAAGGAAAAGGCCCAGGAGGAGCCUCCAGCUAAGCUGCUGGACGACCUUUUCCGCAAAACCAAGGCAGCUCCGUGCAUCUACUGGCUCCCCCUCACCGACACCCAGUACGUUCAGAAGCAGGCCGAGCGAGCGGCCAGGGCCCGGGAACGCGAGCGCCGGCGCAAGGAGCAGGAAGCGGAGGAGGCCCGCCAGCGAGAACGCAGCCGCCAGGCCGAGCGAGAGAAGAGGCGGGAACACAGCCGGGAACGGGAGCGGGAGCGGCCCAACGCGUCCGGAGGAGGAGGAGGAGGGGCAGGCCGGGGAGGCGAGCGCAGCGGCCGGGAGCGCGAGCGGCGGGAGACAAAGACCCGGCACAGCCGGAGCCGGAGUCGCAGCACGCCUGUACAGGACAGGGGGGGGCGCCGCUGAGAUAUUCCAACACCUUUCUGUUGACCCUUUCCCGGGGGGGAGGGUGGCAUCACUUCUCCCAAAUCUAGCCCUGGUGGGUGGCGGGGAGAGGGGCGGACAGGUUUGGGCCUUCCCCCUUUCCAGCAGCAGUGGAGGGGGGGUGGAGAAGAAGGGUGUUUGUGUGUGGAUGAGGCAGCUGUGGGGGCCCUUCUUCUUCCUAAGGCAACGUGUUUCGUCCCCCAGCCUCCUCCGCCCGCCCCCCGCCCCCAGCUCCUCUCUUCUCCCGGGGCCAGGUCCCUUCCCAUUGAUUUGUAUUUUAUUUUGGGAAAAAAUGGUUUUUUUUAUUGCGAUGAUACAGGAAAGAGAGCAUAAUAAAGAGAUGGCCUUAGUUUUA
Messenger RNA from Sphaerodactylus townsendi, 5061 nucleotides. It is a transcript of the gene ACIN1, whose product is annotated as apoptotic chromatin condensation inducer 1. The transcript is spliced from 20 exons. The record is from RefSeq and is a predicted model, not a curated record. The coding region runs from base 219 to 4688 and encodes 1489 amino acids. Lineage: Eukaryota; Metazoa; Chordata; Lepidosauria; Squamata; Sphaerodactylidae. Gene Ontology annotation, molecular function: nucleic acid binding.